AAAUUAAUUAAAAUGGGAGAAGUUUUUUAAUAGCAAAUAUAUUAUAUAUGGCUUUGAUUUGUUUAACCAAGGAAAAUGAUCGAGAUGCAUUCAUUGUUCUCGAUACUAAUAAGUCAGAAAUCGAAUAAACAAGGAUGUCUUUUGUCCAGUUUAAGAUUAAUCAGACAUGGUUCCUGGGAAUUCUGACUUUCGGUUUGAUAGGCGGCGCAUGUUUCAUCAGAAUGGCUUUUCUCCAAACGGCAAAUGCUCCGGCGGCCAUUUGCGAGACAACAGACCUGGUGGCAGCUGGCGGCGGCACCGCCGAAACCCGGCAGCUAUUGGAAGCCAUCCUCCACUACGCCACCUCGCGCCUGACGACGCAACAAAGCAUCGACGAGAUCAGAGUGUGCAAGGACGUGCUCCAAAAGCUCGGGCCCACCAACUUCCUAGUUUUCGGGCUGGGCUACGACUCGCUCAUGUGGGCCUCCUUCAAUCUGCACGGCACCACGGUGUUCCUAGAGGAGGACCCAAAGGUCUACGACGCAAUAGUCGGCGGCGGGCCCAACCACCCGAACCUGACGGCGCACGUGGUCAAGUACUCGACGAAGCUGUCGGAAGCGGCGGAGCUGGUCCAGCAUUUCAGGGAGGAGCCGGAUUGCUCGGCUCGGAAGUCGUUCCUGCGCGGCAACCUCCGGUGCAGGCUGGCUCUGCACGCGCUCCCCAGCGACGUUUACGACAAGGAGUGGGACCUGAUCAUGAUUGACGGGCCGAGGGGGUACUACGGGGAAGCGCCGGGGAGGAUGGGGUCCAUCUACUCGGCGGGCGUGAUGGCGCGGAACAGGAAGCGAUCUGGUGUGACGCACGUGUUCCUGCACGACGUGAACCGCAAAGUGGAGAAGGUGUACGCUGAGCUGUUCUUGUGUAGGAAACAUUUAGUGGAUGCAGUGGGAAACCUUUGGCAUUUCGAAAUCCCUGCUGCCUCCUCACAUCUCCAUACUCAUUUUUGCUAAGUGUCAACAAUUUGUCAAAUUGGUUGAUCUACUCAAUGAACUAGCUAGAGUAGUCAUUUUCAAUAAUAAUUCAUCCCAAAGGGGCUAAAAACGAAACGGCUUUAAUUUGCACUACUUUCC
This is a messenger RNA of Cuscuta europaea, 1109 nucleotides long. The record is from the annotation of a GenBank genome assembly. NCBI's taxonomy places the organism in Eukaryota, Viridiplantae, Streptophyta, Magnoliopsida, Solanales, Convolvulaceae.